AUGAAUUAUUAAAACUCAUCAUUAUUGUAAUUUGAUAUAGAAUAACCACAGUAAAUACAAUAGAAAGAAAAUCAGAAAUAUCAAUAAUAAAAUCUUCUAAAUGAAACUGGUAUACAAAAUAAAGAAGAGAAUCCUUCAACAAAAUUAUAAGAAAUUUAUAAAGAGCAUCGUAAAAACUAAGCUUUUAGUAACUUUAUAAAGUAUCAUUCUCCUCUAUUCUCUUAAGUAGAGAAAGGAGUAAAAAUAAAAAUGGUCAACAAUAAUAAUAUAUAUUAAGAAAUGGAUAAAGAUUAUUAAAUAAAUAAAGUGAAAUCAGUCUAAUUUAAUCUUCAAAAUAAUUAUGUCUAUUAAAUUAUCAAACAUCCUAAUGAAUAUUUAACUUUAAAUGAAAGAUUUAAUUUAUAAAGAAAUAUUCAACAAUAUGCAAUGUAAAAUAGAUUUGAUUCUACUUCUGAAGAAGAAGAUGAUGAAAUUGAAGAAUAACUAUCUUUUAUUGAAAUAAUAGUAAAAGAUUUUGGGUAAUAACCAAAGAGCAUAAUGAAGAAAUAAACAUAAUAAUUUAAACAUGAAGCAGAAGAUGAUGAAGAAGAUUAUUAAAACAAAAAUUUAAGUUUUAAAGAAAUUAGAAAUCUAGAAAAAAAAGUUAAAGAACAUGAUUAUGGUGUUGGAUUACAAUUACUUUAAAAAUUAGGAUUUAAAUAUGGUGAAGGUUUAGGAAUAAAUAGAUAAGGUAUUUUAGAACCUCUUAUUCCUAUUAAAAAAUAAGUAUUCACAGGUUCAUAAUCUAAUCAAAAUAAAAAUUAUGAUGAAGAAUAAAUUUGGUAAUUUGAUCAACCUCAAGAAACAAAAACAAUGAAAAAAAUGGAUAAAAUUUGGAGAAAGAAAAAUUAAAAGGAUUAUUAUAAUAAUUAAUAAUUAUCCAAUUCAUUUGAUACUAAAGCUAAUAUUAUUCAACAAUAUUUGGCUGAAGUUUCAGAAAUUACUUAAUCUGUUCAACAUUUAUUAAUUACUAAAUUAAGUAAAUAUUAGAUUAAUGAAUAAAUUAUUCAAUAAUAAAGAAAAAAAAUUAUUACUCUAGAUUUUGAAUAAGAAAAAACACUACAUUAAUUAGAAAAAUAAUCAGAAAGUAUAAGAAGAAAAGAAUCAUUUUAAAAAUAUCUUCUCUUUUUUUAAGAUGAUGAAGUUUAAAUAUCAAAUGAACCUUUUCCUUUGUUUGAAAAAUUUAAAGAAUGCUUUAUAAAACAUCCAGAUCUAUUUAUUUAAUUUAAUCUUAUUGAGGUAUUAAUUAAAUAAGGAGUAGAAGAAAUUAAAUAAAUGAUUUAAAGUUGGGAAGGACCUAUUACAAAUAUUCUUGAAAAUGAAUUUAAUCUAAUUUUUAAAAUUAUUAACUUAGUAAAGGAUGUUUUUGUUCAUUAAAAAUCAUUGGUCAUUGUAUAAAAUCACAAGAAAUCACAAAUUCUUGUGAUUGAUAAUUUAAUCACAAAAAAUGAUUACUUACAUCUUUAAAAUAUUAUAGACAUUUUUAUUAAUCCUAUUAAAUCAAAAUUAGAAAAUUAUAUUCACUCAUAAUAUAAUCCAUGUUUAGACAAUUUAUUAUUUUAAAUGCUUACAUUAUGGCAUACUGAUGUAACAAAAAUAGAAAUUGAAGAAGAUCAAGAUGAAUAUCUUUAAAAGUUAAAACUCUUUAAUUAAAAAACUAUUUAAAAUCUUUGUAAUAUCAUAAUUCCGAAAUUAAAACAAUUAAUUGUUAAUUGGAAUAUUAAUGAUUCUUUUUAACUUCAUAAAAUUAUCUUACCUUGGAUUGAAUCAUAAUUUAAAAUUCAAGAAUUAUAUCAUGAAUUGACACUCAAGUUAUUAAAUAUAGACUUAGAAGAUUAACCUGAUUUUGGUUUAAAUAUACUAAUACCCUGGUCUAAAUUUUAAGAUAUCCAAUGGAAUUAAAUUUUAUCAACUUAAGUUGUGUCUAAAAUGAUACAUAGUAUACAAAAUUUAAAUAUUGCUUCAAAUUUUGAAGUUGCUUAAAAAAUUCUUCUAUAUUUUGAUUAUAUUCAGGAGUAUACAGAAAUAAUAUUUUAACCUUUAAUUGAAAAAUUAAAUGAUUAUGUCUGUUUAAAUAUAUAAGAGAAUAUAAAUUCCCAAAAUCCAGAAGUUAAUCAAGAAAUUUUUUAGUAAAAUUUUAUAAUUAUAUAAAUAGGUUAUUAAAUUAAUGGGAAUUGAUCCUUUAAGAUAAAGUACUGAAAAAAGUCGAUCAUCUAAAUGGGUAAUUUAAUUUGAUCAAAAAGAAGUUAUUAAGAUGA
Paramecium sonneborni is the source of this 2297-nucleotide messenger RNA. The record is from the annotation of a GenBank genome assembly. NCBI's taxonomy places the organism in Eukaryota, Ciliophora, Oligohymenophorea, Peniculida, Parameciidae.